AUGGAUAAAAAUGUUGAUUCCUAAUUCACUUCUACUUUUUGGAGAUAAAUUCAUGAGGAAUAUUUUAUGAUAGAAGCACCAGUUUCUUUGAGCAAUCUGAUAAAGCAAUAGAAACAAAGUAAAUUGUUAAUUACUAAUUUUAGUUCCUAAUAAUGUUAACUAGUAAGCAAAAGAAUUGAUACAAAAAGUCUUAAAACUAUCUAAGAGGAAAAAAAGCAGAAUUGAAUAAUUAAAUGAAUCUAAUUUAAUGCAUCGUUUGCAUCUAAUAUUGAUGUAAAGAGUAAAAUCAUCCGAGCCAAUCAAAAAAUUGAUUGAUGAAAUGGUAGAUAGGAUUUGUGAAGAUAAACUUGUUACAGAACUACAUAAAUGCUCAAACAUGAUUAAAAAUAUUCAUUUGCUACCAGAAGAAAAACAAAUUGAUAUUUAUUAUUAAGAAGAAUAAUAUUUAUAAAGUUUGCAUUACUAAAUAGAUUGGCCUGAUUAAAUAAGUUAAGUAAUAAUGGAAUUAGAAAAUGAUUUAAAUUAAGUACAAUAAAAAAAUACUUAAAGUAUUGAAAGGUAUUCAUAUUUAUAUUAUCGUAGCUUGUAAACACAUGUUUUAGAAAUUAAUUAAUCAUUAAGAUAUCAAUACAGUAUUUAGAAAAUAGGAGAGUUUACACUAAAAAUUAAUAGAAAUAAAGUUUAACAUCAUCAAGAAGAAUUAGAUUAUCUUUAUAAUUUGAUUUAGAUGUAUGAAGAUUACUAAGUUGCUGAAAGUAUUGCAAAGGUUAUUUAUAAUUAACUAAGUAUAUAUUAAUUUCAACUUAAUAGAUAAUAAGUUUAUUGUAAUUUUAGAUAGGUAUCUAAGUCCAAAUCCUAUAGAGCUUAGCUUAUAAUAAUUCGAAUCUCUUUAAAGAUUGAGAGAAAUUCCUAUAAAUUUAAUAGAGGAGGAAUAAGAAUCUCAUUUAAAUAAAUACAAUUAAGAUUUUGAGAUGUGUCAUUAUUGUAGAAGAAUGAUAGAUAAAAGUAAAUAAAAGUAAUGUACUUAUAAUCAUGUCUAUAUGAAUUUACAUUAAUACAAUGAUGAAUUACUGAACUAAUAAAGAUAUUGCAUAUCAAAUAAGGAUAUGUAAAAGUUUUAUUAAGACUUAUAUUCUGCAAAUUAUAUAAUAGAAAGUAUUUUAAUUUAAUGAAUAUUAGAUGAUUAAAUUUAAUGUUAAAAGUAUUUCUGUUAUAAAUGCUUAAAAAAUGAAUUUGAUGAAUAUGAUAUUUAUGAUAAAGAAUGGAUAUGUCCAUUAUGCAAAGUAUACAUAUAUAUUAAUUUAGGGCUUAUGUUUAUGUAUUAGAUGUUAGAGAAAUGACGUUAUUUAUAAAUUGAAACGAAAUUUAUUAGAGAUAAAUGGAAAUUUAGAUUUAUUAUAUGAUUAAUCUCUUUUUGAAAAAUUAGUUAGCCAUAAAAGGAAGUUAAUAUAAGAUAUUUCUCUAGAUUUUAUAAAUAUCUUAAAAAUAACUUCAGAAACAGAAGAAAUAUUAACAUCAAAAAUGAGUAAAAAAAAAAUUAAAUUAAAUAUCACUAAAUAAAUUAAAAAGAAAAAGAAUUCUGAUACAAUUUUAGUUCUACCAAAUUAUAUCAAUAAUAUUGAUAGUUCAUCUUAAUCAACGAAAAUAAAAAAAAAAAAUAAAUUUAGAAGAUUAAUUCCUAAUGAUACAAUAACUGAACUAUUAUAUGAAUAUAUUUCUUGA
Molecule: messenger RNA, 1722 nt
Organism: Paramecium pentaurelia
Lineage: Eukaryota; Ciliophora; Oligohymenophorea; Peniculida; Parameciidae
Source: the annotation of a GenBank genome assembly